Molecule: messenger RNA, 744 nt
Organism: Fusarium falciforme
Lineage: Eukaryota; Fungi; Ascomycota; Sordariomycetes; Hypocreales; Nectriaceae
Exons: 4
Coding region: 1-744 (247 amino acids)
Molecular function (GO): oxidoreductase activity, acting on the CH-OH group of donors, NAD or NADP as acceptor
Source: RefSeq, a predicted model, not a curated record
AUGGCUUACACCGUGUUGAUCACUGGAGCGAAUCGAGGCAUUGGUAGAGACUUAUUGAAGCUCUAUCUAAACCUUCCGCAAACCACUGCCAUUGCGGCUGUGCGUAAUCUUGCCCAUCCUUCUGUCGAUGACAUUCGCAGUCUGCCAGUUGCAUCUGGGUCUCGUCUCAUUGUAGUCAAGAUUGACAGUGCUUUCCUGGAAGACCCGAAGGACGCAGUCACGGUUCUGCGGGAUGAGCAUGGUAUCACUCAGUUAGACACGGUCAUCGCCAACGCAGGGAUUGGCAAAGACUGGAGCCUUGUGGCCCAGACUGACAUUACCGAGGUAGAAGACCAUUUCAAGAUCAACUCUGUCGGCCCCUUUACCUUGUACCUUGCGACACGAUCUUUGCUCCUGGCUUCAGCAAACCCGAAAUUCAUCGUCUUGUCCACAGAGCUUGGAAGCAUUGGACUUCAGGGUGAGAGGAAGAUCCAGGAUGUAGCUUACGGCAUGUCCAAGGCGGCUGUCAACUUUUUCGUCGGAAAGCUUCACCAUGAGGAGCCAAAGUUGACUGCGUUCCCCAUUCACCCAGGAUGGGUUAAAACCAGCCUUGGAAACGCAAUUGCAGAGACCCUGGGUAUGAAGGAGGCUCCCACCACACAGGAGCAGAGUGCGGCUGGGAUCUUCGAGCAGGUUGAGAAGUCCACCAAGGCAGAGACGUCGGGCCGCUUUAUCACUUUCGAAGGCAAGGAUAUCCCGUGGUAG